AUGCUCGAUGCUGAGGUGGUGGGUAGUUUUCCUGUUGUGGUUGUUUUUCUCACUGAUGUUGAUAAUUUUGAUGUUGUUAGUAUUUGGGUUGUUGGUUGCGUUGUUUCUGGUGGCGUUGAUGUCAUUGUUGAUGGUGAUGUUGGUGGUGGUGCUGGCGAAGUUGUUGGUGACGUUGAUGGUGUUGGUGGCAUUGGUGAUGUUGUUGUUGUUGGUGGUGGUGAUGUUGUUGGCAAAGUUGUUGGUGAUGUUGUUGGUGACAUUGUUGGAGACGGUGGUGAUGUUGUUGGCGAAGUUAUUGGUGAUGUUGUUGAUGACAUUGUUGGAGAUGUUGUCACUAAUGCUGUGGAUGAUUUCAUGGUGGUUUUACCUGUUGUAAUAUCCGUAGUGGGAGGGGCGACUGUAAUGCCUGGUUGGUUGUCUAAAACAUACACACAGAUAUUUUUAAAUUAA
This is a messenger RNA of Paramuricea clavata, 450 nucleotides long. Lineage: Eukaryota; Metazoa; Cnidaria; Anthozoa; Malacalcyonacea; Plexauridae. The record is from the annotation of a GenBank genome assembly.